ACUCUCCACUGCCAAACCCCCCAAAAUAAACCCACUAUAAAACACCCUUUUCUCAACCCCUUCCCCCCAUCAAUCUUCACACCAAGCAAAGCCCAUAGCUGUUAAUAAACACAACAAAAAUCUCAGCUAGCUAGCUUUUCCCCUCCAUUAAAAUCCAUGGCUUGCACCAUUAGCAUGAAGAUGACCUUGGCUAUCCUUGCUCUCUCAUUAUUCUCCUCUUGCUUACAAGCCACACUAGGGGAAAUUAUAUGUGAACACCUUGACCAAGACACCUGUGCUUACGCGGUGGCGUCCACAGGCAAGCGCUGUGUGCUCGAGAAGCACGUCAAGAGGAGCGGUGAAGAAGAAUACACUUGCCGUACCUCCGAGAUCGAAGCCGAUAAGAUAAACAACUGGAUCGAAACCGAUCAGUGCGUUAAAUCGUGCGGCCUCGACCGGAAAUCAUUCGGUAUCUCCUCCGAUUCCCUCCUCGAGUCUCGCUUCACCGAAAUGCUUUGCUCUCCUCAAUGUUACAAUGGCUGCCCCAACGUCAUCGAUCUUUACUUCAACCUCGCCGCCGGAGAAGGUAUUUUUCUUCCGAAAUUAUGUGAAGCACAAAAAGGAAACAUACGUAGAGGAAUGUCGGAGAUUCGGAGCUCCGGUAUGGUUGCCCCGGGACCCGUCGGCGGUGUGAAGUUUUUGGGAGUUGCUCCGGCAAUGGCGCCAUACUAAAAGCUUUCGGGAAUUUUUCAUGCAGUUUUAGUAGUUUUGAAAUAAAGGGAAAGUUGCACCAUAGCUAAGGGUUUUUCUUAAAGCCGGGAUCUUUAAGUGCAUGAACCGGCGUAUAAUUUGGUUCGUGCAUGAUUUUGAGCCAUGAGCUUGGUGUGUUCAAUCCAAUAAGAUGCCACUUUCUAUUAAAUAGGUUUGCUUAUUGUAAUGGGUGUGAAAAAGAAACAAUAUUAUGAUAUUUAUAUAAGUAUACUUAUAUUUAUGUGAUA
Molecule: messenger RNA, 977 nt
Organism: Gossypium arboreum
Lineage: Eukaryota; Viridiplantae; Streptophyta; Magnoliopsida; Malvales; Malvaceae
Exons: 3
Coding region: 157-711 (184 amino acids)
Source: RefSeq, a predicted model, not a curated record